GGUCAAGCGCGAGAGUAAGAACUACUCAAGGAAUCAGUACCUUAGCAAAAUCUUGCUAUCAGGUUGAGCUGUGAUGGGCGAUGAAGUGUUGUUGCUGAGUGGAGUUUUUGUCGAACUUAAAGUAGGCUCAGAAAGGAUACAUGUCUUCAUACAUGUAUCUCAGUUAUGCAUUCCGCUGUAAACACUGAUUAUUUCAGUUACGCCUUCCGUUGCAAACUCUGAUAAUGUUUUAGCCAAGCCCCUAACGAUGCCUUUUUCCUUUUAAGGAAUAUAACGCGAAUACAAGUUCUUUGAGUACCCUUUUUAUGCGAACUAUGCCUUUUUCCUUUUUAAGGAAUAUUACACGCGUAUUCAAGCUCUUUGAGUAUUCUUUUAUGCAUCCCUUUCUAAACCCGCUUCUUAAUUUCCCUUCCCCAGUCAUGGUUUUCCCGGAUUAAUUAUCCUUAAUUAAGGCCGGUCGUGACAGAGUGGUAUCAGAGCAGUUCGUUUGCUCUGAGCCUAAGAGUUUAUUUAAGCCAAACUUAGAAUGGAUCACUAAAGUGUCUAGAGUUCAAUCGACAAAGCUCAGCACUUCAUCGUAUCACACUCAACGAAGCAGAAUGGUAUGCUCUUCCAAGUUUUGAGUUAAUGUUUACAAAAAGUGAAAAUUAUCGUAAUAGCAAAAAUGCCGCCUAAGAGAGGACGCCCUGCGAAAAACAAUAACAAUCGCAGAAACCGUAACGCUGUACCCGAAGAACCACAAGAUGCUCGAGGACAUAACCCAUCCCCUCCGCCUCCGACUAGGAGAGUCGAAGAACUCUUUUUAAGGCAAAAUCCACCUACGUUUGACGGAACGAGUGAACCGGCUGAAGCUGAGAUUUGGGUGCGUGCAAUGGAACGCAUUUUCAACUUUCUACGUUGUACUGAUGAGGAGCGCCUAUCUUGCGUCUCUUUCCAACUAACAGGAUCAGCUGACUUCUGGUGGGAAGCACGUCGAAAAAUUCUGACACCUGAACAAUGGGCAAGUUAUACUUGGGAAGAUUUUAAGACGGGAUUAUAUGAUAAAUAUAUUCCGAAAAGCUAUAGGAAGAAGAAAGAAGCUGAGUUCUACGAGUUGAAGCAAGGAAAUAAAUCUGUGGUUGAAUACGACAAGGAAUUCUGCAACCUGUCUAGGUUUGCUCCGCAACAAGUGGACACAGAUGAGAAGAUGGCAGAGAAAUUUUGUGCCGGUCUACGGUACGAAAUUAGGAUGGUUCUAGCAAGCCACGGAGGACUCUCAUACACGGAGUCUCUGAACAGGGCACUUGACAUUGAAGCUGCAAUGCCGUCAGACAAGUCAGCCCCACCAUUGAUCUCAACGCCAAACGAUCCACCAGGAGCCUCACAUACUCUCAAAGGGAAGCACAAGUGGGACAACAACGAAGACAAUAUCAAUCAGACCAGUAAGAAAGUGUGGCAAGAAAAGGAACGGGCCGAACAGUUUAUUCAACCAAGGUACGAGGCACAAACUAAUCUCGAGCCAACUGGAGGUAACCAAGGUCAGAAAGGAAUUUCACCUUGCCCAAAUUGCGGUAAGAUGCAUAGGGGUAUCUGUCGGGCUGGAACUAACGGUUGUUACAAUUGUGGCCAAAAAGGUCACUACUCCACGCAAUGCCCCAACAGACAACGAGGUUCAGCAAUUGGGAACACCCACACCCCCUUGCCAGCAAUACGUGGACACUUGCGAAAUCAGCCUCAAUCACAUCAGUGAAAAUCUUAUGGAAACACCGCAGACAAGAGAAGUUACGCGGGAACUUGAAGACAAGAUGAAGGAAAAAUACCCCGAACUGUUUUAGCAGAGAUAUGCAAAUUUCGGGACGAAAUUUUUGUUAAGAGGGGUAGUAUGUAGUAGCCCGCUCUUUUAUUUAUGAUUAAAACUAGUAAAUGCAAAUUUUUAUAAAUGAAUCCAGUUUAUGGUCCUGAUUUUUUUUU
Salvia miltiorrhiza (redroot sage) is the source of this 1950-nucleotide messenger RNA. RefSeq lists its product as uncharacterized. The coding region runs from base 665 to 1729 and encodes 354 amino acids. The transcript has 3 exons. Gene Ontology annotation, molecular function: nucleic acid binding; zinc ion binding. The record is from RefSeq and is a predicted model, not a curated record. NCBI's taxonomy places the organism in Eukaryota, Viridiplantae, Streptophyta, Magnoliopsida, Lamiales, Lamiaceae.